Xenia sp. Carnegie-2017 is the source of this 1043-nucleotide messenger RNA. RefSeq lists its product as uncharacterized. The record is from RefSeq and is a predicted model, not a curated record. The transcript is spliced from 3 exons. Gene Ontology annotation, biological process: regulation of transcription by RNA polymerase II. The coding region runs from base 57 to 737 and encodes 226 amino acids. Gene Ontology annotation, cellular component: transcription regulator complex; nucleus. Lineage: Eukaryota; Metazoa; Cnidaria; Anthozoa; Malacalcyonacea; Xeniidae.
AAAACGCAUACUAUUGGCUAAUAAUAUCUUGAUAAUAUCAGACUUUGUACUCAAACAUGGCGGAGUGGCAAGAGGUUUUGCUAAAUCCGAUGCGAGAAAAACCAAUUUUGUAUGAUAAAAGUCACCCGGAUUAUAAGGACUCGAGGAACAAGAAAAGAAAUCACUGGCAAGAUUUUUUAGAUGAAUUUAAUAAAAUUACGGACUUGGCGUGGGAUAUUGAUACUAUUAUGAAAAAGUGGGCUAAUCUGCGUGAUUCAUUCAUGCAGUACAAAAGGCAGUACGAUCUUCGAAGAGCUAGUGGUGCUGCUGCCACUGAAGAGCCGAAUUGGAAAUGGUGGCGACACUUUGAUUGGUAUUUGGAUUUUAACAGAAAAAGAAGCACGUCAUCUAGUCUACAUAGACGAACAGUUGCGCCUUCUCCAGUCAAUAAUUUGGAUGUAUUAAAUACUCCAACAACCUUUCCUGCGAUUACAUCAGCUCAGUCAUCAAACGAACCAUCUACAUCAUCAUCUCUUGUAAACUCACCCAGUUCACCCUCACCCAUACCUUCACCAUCAGCAUCACCAUCAAUAACAACACCAACUUCAACAGCUCCAACACUUGCACGAAAAACCAAGAAAGCAUGCAAGAGGAAAAGCUCCAUGGAUUAUGAUGAGAUGCUUAAGUCCAUAGACCAGCAAUUGAAUCAUGAGGAAGAUGAUGCCCAUUUUUUCUGUAUGGGAUUGCAACUCGAUUAAGGAAGCUAUCCCACUAUCAAAUGAGCAUUGCCAAGAGACAAAUUGAAGUUGCAGUGUUUAAUGCUGAGUAUUUUACUCCUAGAGAACCAAGCUACUCUAAUUCUUUUUCAUCGCAAUCAACUUCUCUUCAAGUUUUGCCCCAAACAAUGCAACAAAACUUCCUGCCGACCAGCAUUGCUCAACCCACAAACAAUGAUGUACAAAGUGAUUAUCCUUCAAUUAAUUUAUCUUAAGUAUCUGUUGUUAAAGUGAUUUUUAAAAUAUAUAUAUAAUAAUUCAUCAUGUGUUAAGACACAAACAAAAAAA